AUGAUACUAGAAUCGUAUGUGCUACCGAUAGUCACAUUCCUCAUCAAUCAUACUCCUAGUUUCAUCUGGGCCAUUAUUGAUUUCAUAAUGGAUAUUUGUUUCUUCUGGGUGAAACGAUUAUAUCAUUUCUAUAAGAGUAAAGAUCCACUCAAGGAUUACUUAAAGUAUCUUCAGAAUGUUAAGAGUUACAAUGAAUGGAAAGAAACUGUCACUGAGAUAGAUAGACUUACCAAUAUGGACUUGUGGCGACAAAACUUCAUUUCAAAACAUUAUGAUUAUAUUCUCAUUAAUGAUCGAAUUAAAUUAUUACGAGAUGCCAGAUUAAGGCAUGAUUCUCCUUUGAUUAUGUCGUUAUUAAGAUCAGGAUUAAUCAGAAACUUUGGCGGUAUAGCUCAAAAGAGAUUAUAUGUCAAAUCAUAUAUUGGAACUAAGUUCAAAAUUGAAGAAUAUAUCACUGAAGUAUUGAAUUGUUUAAAUUAUCUUAAUGAUUCUAUAAAUAGUGAGAAAGAAUUCAUUAUGAAUAGUAAACAGUUAAAACUUGAUUUCUUCCAUGAUGCAAGACAAUCAUUUGGAUGUACUGCUUUAUUAUUACAAGGGGGUUCGUUGUUUGGGUUAUGUCAUUUAGGAGUGGUUAAAGCAUUAUAUUUCAAAGGAUUAUUACCGAGGAUAAUUGGUGGUAGUGCGGUAGGUGCUGCUGUUGCAUCUUUAGUAUGUACUUUAACUGAUCAUGAAUUAAUCCCUAUUUUGGUAUCGAUUGCUGAUGUUAUGAAGAAUAUUGAUCGGUUAAAUCAUGAUGUCGAUGAAAGAUAUGGUAAUGUGAUUGAAAAUGUGGUUAAAAAGGGUUAUUCUCAAGAUAUUCUUAUCUUCUUGAAAUUUGUUAGAGAUACAAUUGGUGAUCUUACAUUUGAAGAAGCGUAUUUAAAAACAGAAAAGAUUCUUAAUAUAGUAGUUCAUCCAACUCAUCAAUCCAUCCCAUCAUUAUUAAAUUAUAUCACGGCCCCAAAUGUCAUUAUUUGGACUGCCAUAUAUGCAUCCAUUGGUACAGGUGUUCUUUCCGAUAACGUUCAAAUAUACGUUAAGGAUUUCAACAAUAACAUUGUUCCUCAAACUCCUGAACUUGAUAUCACCUAUUUAAAACCUCAAGAUGUGAAUUAUCUGCAACAAUAUUUCAAAAGAAAGGAUGAAGGGAUUAGAUAUCUGAUUGAUAGUUCUCCAUAUACGAGAUUAACCGAAUUAUUCAAUGUCAAUCAUUUCGUCAUCAGUCUUGCCCGUCCUUAUCUUGCCCCCUUAAUCAGUAAUGAUUUACAACAUUUACAUUCUUAUGGAAGUGUAAGAUACAAGGAUAAAGUUAAAGAUAAAUCGAAUAAUACUUCUAUAAUUGAAAAGAGUAAGACUUCAAUUGAUGAUAUGGAAAAAAUCACUCGUGAUACAGGGUAUAAUCUUAAAAAACAUGUCAAGAAUUUAAUCAGUAUGGAGAUCCAACAUCGAUUAGUGGUAAUGAAUAAACUUGGAUUAUUGACUGAUUUCAUGAAGAGAUUCUUCAUUGAUGAAAAACCAUCCUCAUUACAAUCCUUAUCAAGCAUAAGAGAGAUUACCAUCGUUCCUGAAUUAAGAUAUCUUGUACGGGAUUUUGGAAGAGUGUUUGACGUACAUAAAACGAUGGAAAACAUUCCUUAUUGGGUAUUGGUUGGUGAACGAUCGAUAUGGCCAUUGUUCCCUCUUUUGUGGACUAGAUGUGCGAUAGAAUUUGCAUUAGAUGAUUUAUAUAAUAUACAUAGAAAGAAAGGUUAA
Molecule: messenger RNA, 1791 nt
Organism: Scheffersomyces coipomensis
Lineage: Eukaryota; Fungi; Ascomycota; Pichiomycetes; Serinales; Debaryomycetaceae
Product: bifunctional triglyceride lipase/lysophosphatidylethanolamine acyltransferase
Exons: 1
Coding region: 1-1791 (596 amino acids)
Biological process (GO): lipid metabolic process
Molecular function (GO): triacylglycerol lipase activity
Source: RefSeq, a predicted model, not a curated record